AUGGGUGGCUCGGUAUCUAAGAUGAUGGGGAAGAUCUUCGGCACGAAGGAGAUGCGCAUUCUCAUGCUGGGUUUGGAUGCUGCUGGAAAGACUACUAUUCUCUACAAAUUGAAACUCAGCAACCAGGACGUGACCACGAUCCCCACCGUCGGAUUCAACGUCGAGAGCGUGACCUAUAAGAACGUCAAGUUCAAUGUGUGGGAUGUCGGAGGCCAGGACAAGAUUCGCCCUCUCUGGCGUCACUACUACUCUGGUACACAAGGUUUGAUCUUCGUCGUGGACUCCAGCGACACCGCACGUCUGGAGGAAGCUCGCUCGGAGCUACACAAGAUCAUCAACGAUCGCGAAAUGAAGGACGCUCUUCUCCUGGUCUUUGCCAACAAGCAGGAUAUCCCUGGCCACCUGAGCCCGGAGGAGAUCACCCAACAACUCCAACUGACCAAGCUGAAGGACAAGCUGUGGUAUGUUGCGCCCAGUGUUGCAACAGACGGUACCGGUAUUUUCGAGGGCCUGGCCUGGCUCUCGAACAACGUCAAGACCCAGCCUACGAAAUAA
Messenger RNA from Penicillium canariense, 555 nucleotides. Its product is annotated as ADP-ribosylation factor family protein. The transcript has 4 exons. Gene Ontology annotation, biological process: intracellular protein transport; vesicle-mediated transport. The coding region runs from base 1 to 555 and encodes 184 amino acids. Lineage: Eukaryota; Fungi; Ascomycota; Eurotiomycetes; Eurotiales; Aspergillaceae. Gene Ontology annotation, cellular component: cytoplasm. Gene Ontology annotation, molecular function: GTPase activity; GTP binding. The record is from RefSeq and is a predicted model, not a curated record.